CCUGUUGCCGAUCAUUGCCAGUUCAAGCCUGGAGCUUCCUGCGCAGUCUUCAAAGAUAACAGCAACACGCCCCCUUCCUGUUUGUAGCCUAUAUAAUGAACUUGAAUUCAUUCUUAACUGAGCGUCGCUUGUUGGCACUCUUUUCUCAAUUGACAAAGCGUCGCGAACGUUUCUGCUUCACAGGCUAUUACUUACGCCUCACAUAUGUAGUUAUCCAACAUCCAAGCGAUCGUUUGAGUUUUCAGUAUUGGCUAGGAAGAGGAAUUUCUGAACGAAUACGCCGACAUGGGAAAGGUCCCACACGCCGGGGAGGAAAAGCACUAAACGGCACGUUGCAGAAAAUGGAUACAAAACUGUUGAUAACUGUAGCUCUCUGCGGGAUUCUUGUGACCUGGGUUCUUCCCAAUGCGGAAUGCAAACCUACCCAGGCACCAGUCAGUGCAACCCGUGUAGAGAAGCCAGAUACUCUCGAAGAUGAAAAAUCCCAGAAAAGCUCCCGUACCUUCGUGGUAACAAACCUCCAGCAACAGAACAUACCUAUAAACUUCCUCGGGGUUCCUGCGUCCGAGAUAUUUGGCAGCUCCUCAGACAUACCACGGUGGUUCAUAGAGUCAACAUCGCAACCAAGCAAAAAUCCGGAUUUUCAUGCCCAAAGAGGAAGACGUGGACUACCGAGAGUGCCUUAACUGCCCUUCGAAUCAUCGUUGUUGCCAAUAUAAGUUUCCUGUUGCGAGAGGAAGUCGAGUGACUCGUAAGCAAGAGUCGCUGACAAUACCUGAUGCUUGCGACAGGACAACCCUGGCGGCGUUUUCUUAAGUUGGCGUCGAAUAUUUCGUCAGUUAUUAACAGAUACCGAGAUACGUCUGUACGUAUCUAAUAAAUUCUGCCUGGACUUUGGACUGCGCCAGUA
This is a messenger RNA of Ornithodoros turicata, 910 nucleotides long. RefSeq lists its product as uncharacterized. The transcript has 4 exons. The record is from RefSeq and is a predicted model, not a curated record. The coding region runs from base 96 to 686 and encodes 196 amino acids. NCBI's taxonomy places the organism in Eukaryota, Metazoa, Arthropoda, Arachnida, Ixodida, Argasidae.